AGAUAGUGGGAAGUGCCCCGUACGCCGGUGUCUCCCUGGCUGCGCAAGACGCCAUUUUGGAGUGACAGUGAAAGAUAACGGAAAGAUCGAGAAGCUGUCUUUCUAAAGCUUCGUCACCAUGGGGAAUGUAUUCACAAGCUUAUUCAAAGGCCUGUUUGGCAAAAAAGAGAUGAGGAUUCUCAUGGUUGGGCUCGAUGCUGCUGGAAAAACCACCAUCCUAUAUAAACUGAAGCUUGGAGAGAUAGUCACUACCAUUCCCACCAUUGGUUUUAAUGUUGAAACUGUAGAAUACAAGAACAUCAGCUUCACAGUGUGGGAUGUGGGCGGUCAGGACAAAAUCAGGCCGCUGUGGCGCCACUACUUCCAGAACACUCAAGGGCUCAUCUUUGUGGUGGACAGCAAUGACAGGGAGCGAGUGAACGAGGCGAGGGAGGAGUUGUCCAGAAUGCUUGCUGAGGACGAACUCAGAGACGCCGUGCUGCUCGUUUUUGCAAAUAAACAGGAUCUCCCCAACGCUAUGAACGCUGCAGAGAUCACAGAUAAGCUCGGCCUGCACGCCCUCCGCCAGCGCAACUGGUACAUCCAGGCCACCUGCGCCACCAGCGGGGACGGCCUGUACGAGGGCCUCGACUGGCUCUCCAACCAGCUGAAGAACCAGAAAUGAUCCAUUCCAACUUUUUUUUUUUUUUUUUUUUGAAGUAUCUUUUUGUUUUGUUUGUUGUUUAUUUUUUUCUGUUUCAAUACAACGGCAGCACCGGACCCAGGCCCCCCCACCACCACCCCCCAUCUAACCCCUGCCUCAUCUUCAUCUCCAGGUCUUUCUUUCAAGAACUUCCUUCAUGCCCCCCCUCCUCCCUCUGCGCCCUCUCUCCCUCCUGCUUUCUGCCCUCGUUAGUACCCUGGGGGCUGUAGCCUGUGCUGCUUGUGUGUGUGUUUGUGGGCGCGCGUGUGUGUGUGUACCCUGUGUGUUCAGCGUGCGUGCGUGCGUGCGUGCGUGCGUGUGUGUGUGUGUGUGUGCGUGUGUGUGUGUGUGAAGGCGUCUCUGUGUAUGUUGGCUGGGAUUGGGAGUAACCUGGCGUGCCUUUUACACACCUCCUGUGGAAUCAGCAGUCUGGUUUUUGAGCCCCUAUCUCCAUCCACCAAACUCAGCCUCUGCCUCACGCAGAACCCCCCGUCUCCCUCCCCAAGUCUUGGACGCCCACCCCCACCCCGCACCUCCUCCACCUUUACUCUCCAGGGGAAAGCAUGGUUUUUCAUACGGCAAAAAAAGAGCAAGGGUGCAAGCUCCCUCCCCGCCUCCCUCCCUGUAGUAUAAAUAUAUCUACCUUAACUAGACAAUGUUCACCUGAUGUAGACUGAAUGCUAAAUGUUCAUUUUAAACCUCCUUUUUUUUAUUUUGAAACCUCAAAUCCACCAGUAAGAGAUUCAGCAAAUUGCAUCUUAACCUGUAUCAGGUCGAAGCAAAUAAAAAAAAAAGGACAAAUAACCCUCCACAACAACGACAACUACAACAACAACCUGCCCAUCCUCGAUCAUUCUGGUGUCAUUUGAAAAUCAUGCUGUUUGUUUUAUUAUUAUUAUUAUUAUUAUAUUGGAAUAUAACAGAUUAUUCUUAGCAAUGGCUCUCCAUUGAACGCUACCUUUAUCUCUCUCUCCUCCCCCCUCCCCGAGCCCCCAGCAGGUGAGACUGUGAAGCACAAAGCAAGCCAACUAUUAAAAAUUAAUGAAACUAGAAUCAUAGAGUACAUACGUAAUUCUUUUGGGGUAGUUAACAUUGAAUUCUCUGGAUUCAAUUUUUCAAGUCAACCAUCUGUACAAUGAAUCGGGAAAUCAGGCGUGGGUUAUUUCACAAAGCUUCACAUGCUAUUCCUUUAAGACAUGUUACAUGUGGUUGUUUUUUUUUUCUUCUUUUCUCUGUAACUAGUUUUAGCGUUUCUACUCGUACUUAUCACUGCUGAACCAAAUUCAUUUCGAGCAGUAAGACAAAUCCUGUACAAGAAGUAGUGAAUCCCGGACGGGCCCGAGGAGGCCGCUCUUCUCACAAACGGUUUGGCAGUUUAACUUUUUCGAGAUCUGGGGAAAAAAAGCAUUCAGUUGUCGUGAUGUUUUGGGGGUGAAAGUGAAGGAAUUGGCACCAAAUAUGAAGGUUCUCUAACUGUGAACAACCCGGACCCGAGGGGGGGGGGGGGGGGGACUCGCUGCGGGGCACCGGGCGCUGACCGGCUACAACGCAGCGCUGCGUAACUUCGCGACUGAAAGAAUCAAGGCGACGGGUCACCACCGACCCGGCGGUCUGAGGUGCGUGUCGAGGGCCUCGGCGGGCGUUCUCGGUGUCGGAGACCGAGGGGUGUGAAGAUGGCACUUGUGUCGAGAAUGAUUGUAAAUCUGUAACGUUCCCCUGUAAACUGUUUCUGUGGGGAUUUCCUGAACACAUUAAUAAACAUGAUUUGAUCCAACACUU
Messenger RNA from Gasterosteus aculeatus aculeatus (three-spined stickleback), 2461 nucleotides. RefSeq names its product ARF GTPase 2b (gene arf2b). Lineage: Eukaryota; Metazoa; Chordata; Actinopteri; Perciformes; Gasterosteidae. The record is from RefSeq and is a predicted model, not a curated record. Gene Ontology annotation, molecular function: GTP binding; GTPase activity.